AUGAUCAAAGCCCAACCGACCCUUGAAGAUGUGGAUCUUUUCCGAAGAUUUGACUUGCUCUGGGACUUCCAGAAACAGAUUGAGCAACUACCCAAAGUGACUAACAACCGCUCGGAGAAGAGUUGCGCGACAACCCGCAUCCGAAAUGGCAAAGAAUAUCAUGUGGUGACCGAACAAAGUGGGUUUGAAACGAGAACUGAUGGCCAUCUCCGCGUGAACGGUGGGGAGAUUAAUGAGGAAUCGUCGGCAAUCCUCGAGACCAAAGUUAGUAUCAGAUCCGCUGCUUCGACCAUGGAUUCAAGAAAGUCCGCAAAUGGCUGGCAGCAUGGAUACAAGUUGAACCGGACAAAUUAG
Molecule: messenger RNA, 354 nt
Organism: Paracoccidioides brasiliensis Pb18
Exons: 2
Coding region: 1-354 (117 amino acids)
Source: RefSeq, a predicted model, not a curated record